Hirsutella rhossiliensis is the source of this 1752-nucleotide messenger RNA. RefSeq names its product fungal zn(2)-Cys(6) binuclear cluster domain-containing protein. NCBI's taxonomy places the organism in Eukaryota, Fungi, Ascomycota, Sordariomycetes, Hypocreales, Ophiocordycipitaceae. Bases 1 to 1752 code for a protein of 583 amino acids. The record is from RefSeq and is a predicted model, not a curated record. The transcript has 4 exons. Gene Ontology annotation, biological process: DNA-templated transcription; regulation of DNA-templated transcription. Gene Ontology annotation, molecular function: DNA binding; zinc ion binding; DNA-binding transcription factor activity, RNA polymerase II-specific.
AUGGCCCAAGCCGUCAAGAGGGCCUGCGAUGCCUGCCACCGCCGCAAGGUCAAGUGCGACGGCAUCAACCCGUGCCGCAACUGCUCCUCGGCUCAGCUAUCGUGCACCUACAAUGCCAUUCCUCAGAAAAAGGGCCCCAAGGGCUCGCGCGCCAAGGUCAUCAGCGAGCUGAGGGAGACGCAGCGACAGACCAGCCUCUCGGCAAAGGUCCAGAACCGCAUGAAUGGCAUCGCCUGCCCUCCCACGAACUCGAGCCUUGGUCCCACCCCCGGUCUUCUCACCAGCGAACUCGUCAAGGAGUGCGCCCAUUUCUUCUUCGACAAUCUCUACUCGCAGAGCCCCAUCCUCGACCGCAACCAGAUCGAGCAACAGGUCCUGUACAUGGAGCAGAACCGGGAUGCCUAUUGCCUCAUGACAUCGCUGUGCGCCUACAUCAUGCUGCAGCCUGGCAUGUCCAUGCCUCCCGGUGACCCAUACAACCUCGACAUGGUCCCCGGCGCCAACAUCAUUUCCAGCCAGCUGCUCCUCGAGGAGACUCUGCGUGUCCGCAAAGGCUACGAGUACCUCGACUCCAUCAGCUUCAACGCCCUCGUUACAAACUUCUUCAUCUUCGGCUGCUACUACGGCCAGGAGAUGCACGACAAGGCAUGGUUCCACCUCCGGGAAGCCACAACCAUGAUCCACAUGGCUGGCAUGCACAAGGAAGAGUACUACAUGCAGUUCGACGCUGCCGAGUCUGCACGACGUCGACGGCUCUACUGGCUCUUUUUCGUGCUUGAGCGAGCAUAUGCCCUGCAACGCCAACGCCCCACGACGCUUCAGGCGACCAUAAAUCUCCCAACCCUCGGUGACGACCCGAGUGACCCUCAGGCUCACCAGCUCAACAGCUUCAUCCUCUUGAUAAACCUCUACCGGCCGUUCGACGACACCUUCACCGCGGCCUGGAGCAAGACCAAGAGCCACCUGUCGUCUCAGUACCUCAACGGCCUGCAGAAGCAGCUCAACGACCUGGUUCAGUCUUACGCAUGCCAGGACGGCAACUUCAACGAUAUUCACACCAACCAGCAGUGGCUGAAGAACACCAUCUGGCAAUUGACCAGUGGCGUCGUCAAUGGAAACGGCGACGACUCCAUGUCUUUCCAGUACCCCGUGCAUCUGUCACGAGAGCUCCUCGUCAACAUGGCCUCGCAGUUUCCUGUUCAGGUCGACCUCUUGGGACCGGGCUUGAUUGAGAAACUCAUGGAGAUGACCUCGUCAAUGACCGAGUUUCUUUCCAUGCAAGCCCCUUCGCGCGACCCCUUCUCAGUCGGCCCUCGCGAGCAUCUGAACCAGAUGAUUUCCAUGGUCGCCAUGUCCCGCAAUGGUGAUCAUCGUUUCCUACCGCUGCUCAUGAACAAGAUCAACGAAGUCCUGCCACGCAUCGCCAACCCCAUGCUGCAGAAUGCCCCAGAGAACUCCAACUUGGCCAACGUGGACAUCUUCGACGGCUUUGGCAACGCCGGCAUGGCCCAACCCCCGCCGAGUCAGAUGCACCUGGACUUUGACCGCAAGUUUCCCGUUGAGGACUACGAGAAGAAGUACAACAUGGACAUGCCCAGCAGCACCCCCGAAUCUGCCUCCAACUCUAACCACUCUGGCUCGCCGUCCUCGCUGCACCAUCACGGCUCAGAUUUGAACGGCGCGGACGCGGCCAACUCCAUGAUGGGGAUGAGUGCCAUCGGCGGCGACCUCAACUUCGGCUCCAUCAGAUAA